Prorocentrum cordatum is the source of this 180-nucleotide messenger RNA. Lineage: Eukaryota; Dinophyceae; Prorocentrales; Prorocentraceae. The record is from the annotation of a GenBank genome assembly.
GCCAUGCCCAUGCGGACGCAGGCCAAGGCCUUCACGCGCGCUCGCAACAACCGGGUCGCGUGGCUGCGAGAGGAGAUCGCCACGGCCACCAGCGAGGCGAAGCGAAGCAGGCUGGAGAAGGAGCUGGUGGCCCACGCCACCAACGGGAAACACCGCCUGAGGGGCGCACUGCUGCUCCAG